Messenger RNA from Opisthocomus hoazin, 767 nucleotides. Its product is annotated as ovomucoid. The record is from RefSeq and is a predicted model, not a curated record. Lineage: Eukaryota; Metazoa; Chordata; Aves; Opisthocomiformes; Opisthocomidae. Gene Ontology annotation, molecular function: protein binding.
UUCCACCAUGACCACGGCAGGUGUUUUUGUGCUCCUCUCCUUUGUGCUUUGCUGCUUCCCAGAUGCUGCCUUUGGGGUUGAGGUGGACUGCAGUGUGUAUCCCAACACUACAAAUGAGGAAGGCAAAGAGGCAUUGGUCUGCACCAAUGUCCUCAGCCCCAUCUGCGGUUCCGAUGGAGUCACCUACAGCCAUGAGUGCCUGCUCUGUGCCUACAACAUAGAAUAUGGAACCAAUGUCAGCAAAGACCAUGAUGGAGAAUGCAAGGAAGUUGUCCCUCUGGACUGCAGUAAAUAUCCCAACAUGACAAAUGAGGAAGGCAAAGUGGUGUUGCUCUGCAACAAAGACCUCAACCCCGUCUGUGGUACUGAUGGGGUCACCUACAACAACGAGUGCCUGCUGUGUGCCCGUAACCUAGAGCCUGGAACCAGUGUCGGCAAGAAGUAUGACGGUGAAUGUAAGAAGGAAACUGCUACAGUUGACUGCAGUGACUACCCUAAACCUGCCUGCUUGCUUGAGUACAUGCCUCUCUGUGGCUCUGACAACAAAACAUACGACAAUAAGUGUAGCUUCUGCAAUGCAGUCGUUGACAGCAAUGGGACUCUCAGUUUAAGCCAUUUUGGAAAAUGCUGAGUAUUGGUGCUGAGAGAAUUCAUCACAGGAUCCCCACUGGCAAAUCCCAGCUAAAGAUCUCACCUCAGUUCAUCUCGCCCUCUGGGGAACUCAGCUCACUCCAGAUUUUCUUUCCAAUAAACUUAAAUCAGCAACA